Molecule: messenger RNA, 6071 nt
Organism: Alosa alosa (allis shad)
Lineage: Eukaryota; Metazoa; Chordata; Actinopteri; Clupeiformes; Clupeidae
Gene: pdxkb
Product: pyridoxal (pyridoxine, vitamin B6) kinase b
Exons: 11
Coding region: 521-1450 (309 amino acids)
Biological process (GO): pyridoxal 5'-phosphate salvage
Cellular component (GO): cytosol
Molecular function (GO): pyridoxal kinase activity
Source: RefSeq, a predicted model, not a curated record
AGCCGAGUCAUAACGUUUACAUCCAAAUAGUCGAAUGUUAUUUCUGAAACAAAGACAACACACCGUAGGCUACAGUAGAUGGAGUAGAUAUUUUUUAGGGCUUUUACUUUGAUAAAAUAUUUUAGUAGUGUAAGGCAAAUAAAGUCGAUUUUAGUAAACUGACAAAAUACGUUUCCAAUAAGUUAACCAUAAAAACCAUGCCCUAAUAAAAACCAACAACCCACAUGUAAUUUAAAAGCCAUGUCUGACCAUAGGUGUCUGACCAAUUAUCCCACAACCCUCGUGAUGUCAAUGAGUGUAGCCUAGGUAGUCCUGGCAAGCGCCUGACGAAAUUUUGUUUGGCUUGUCAAUGAGUGUUUCUCUGUAUUGCACGUCCUUCAGUCCAGUAUCUGACUUAUCAUUUGAGUAUCGGUGAUUUCAUUUCAGUGUUUAAGUCACCAUCUGCUGCUUCGCACGCAGCUUGUGACAUCAAAGACCGUGAGGGAUUCGGCUGGCUCGUGGAGGACAUCUGGACAACUUUAUGCACGAGAUGGAAUGCAGAGUGUUGUCGAUCCAGAGUCAUGUCGUGAGGGGGUAUGUGGGGAACAAAUCGGCAUCAUUUCCACUACAGGUCCUGGGCUUUGAGGUGGACUCCAUAAACUCAGUGCAAUUUUCCAAUCACACAGGCUACUCCCAUUGGAAGGGGCAGGUCCUGACAGCUGAUGAACUGCACGUCCUCUAUGAAGGCAUCAAACUCAACAAUGUCAAUCACUAUGACUACGUCCUCACAGGCUACACUAGAGACACAUCUUUCCUGGAGAUGGUGGUCGAUAUUGUACAGGAGCUGAAGAGGGCCAAUCCUAAUCUUGUGUAUGUGUGUGAUCCAGUUCUGGGGGAUCAUGGUUCCAUGUAUGUUCCGCAGAUCUUGCACCCUGUCUACAAGAACAAGGUGGUUCCUGUCGCUGACAUCAUCACCCCCAACCAGUUUGAGGCUGAGUUGCUGACGGGGAAGAACAUCAGCACAGAGAAGGAUGCAGUUGAGGUGAUGGAUCUGCUGCAUCAGAUGGGUCCAGAUACAGUGGUGAUCACCAGCUCAGACCUGCCAUCGCGUCUAGGAGACCGCUUCCUUGUGUCACUGGGCAGUCAGAGAAUCGUAAUGCCUGAUGGAACUCGGAAGACUCAGCGUAUUCGCAUGGAGGUGCCGAAGGUGGACGCAGUGUUUGUGGGCACAGGUGACCUGUUUGCAGCCAUGCUGUUGGCCUGGACGCACCACUUCCCCACUGACCUCAAAAUGGCCUGUGAAAAGACUUUCUCUGUCAUGCACCAUGUCAUAAAGAGGACCAUCUCCUAUGCCCACAAGAUGGCGGGCCCAGGCAGACGACCCACUCCGGCCCAGCUGGAGCUGCGCAUGGUUCAGAGUAAAGCAGACAUUGAGGACCCGGCCAUAGUCAUUGAGGCCACCGUGCUAUAAGCACCCACACCCCACCCCAUCCCACAACCGCACAAUGUAUAGAUGUUGUACAUUCUGAUGUGUAUUGUGACAUUUGCCUUAGGAUCUAACAGAGCACAACGUUUCCAUGGAGGAAAGAAGGCAGGGUACAGUCACAUUGGGAGUAGAGAAGAGCCAAGUGAGGGGAAGAAAGAUGCUUCUUUCUCUCUCUCUUUGUCUUUCUCUCUCUCUCUCACUCACUCCCUCCAUGUCUGUAUUUUUCCUCUUUUUAUAUUUCUCCUGGCCCCCUACAGACCCCUCAGCCCCCCCUACACACAGGGACUCGACGGCCUGACCUGAGCCAAAUAGUUCCCCUAACUCAGGCAGGCCCACACAAACCAGGCCUGCCCCGAGUCACCACACCAAUGGGCCAUUGGUCCAGUGGACCAGUGGCAAAUACGUGCCAGUGGUCCAGUGGCUAAUGUAUGCUAAUGGACUAAUGGCUAAUGCAUGCCAGUGGGCUAUUGGCCAAUGUAUGCUAGUGGACUACUGUGUGUCAGUGGUCCAGUGGCUAAUGCAUGCUAAUGGCUAAUGCAUGCCAGUGGUCCAAUGGCUAAUGCAUGCUAGUGGCUAAUGCAUGCCAGUGGUCCAGUGGCUAAUGCAUGCUAGUGGCUAACGCGUGUGCCAGUGGACUAGUGGUUAAUACAUGCCCCGGAGCUAAUGCGUGCCAGUGGGCUAGUGACUCGUGUGGCUCCUCCUUAGGAAUGUUGGGUCAGAGAGAGAGGCUCCAACUUUACACUCCUCAAAAAGAUCCAGUACGAGCAGGGUGCUCUGUGAUUGGUGGAAAUCAGCAUGUCUGAGAGCUCCCUCACCAAUCAGAUCACAGGCAUCAUGGGUGCAUGAUCCACCAUAGGAGGGCUCUGGACCUUGUUGCCUAGCAAAGGAGACUUUAAAUGUACAUCUCUCACCUGUGAACUUUCGUGGCAAUCAUAACUGGCAUUGCCAUGGUAACAUGAUUGAACCAUACUCAUGUGUGUCCACAGGUGUCACUAAAUCGCUUAUGUCUUAAUUCCGUUUUUAUCUCCAUGAUUUUGCUCUGAUUUCAUUUUGUGAUCGUGAAUUUUUAAUGAAUCUGAAUGAUUCUUGAAUAUCUGGUACAUUUCAGCGUCUGAUCAAUCUGUCUUUCAUUUUCAUGUUUUUUAUGUUUUUUUUUUAUUCAUUGUAUUUGCAAUGAUAAUCUAUGACGUGUAAAUAGUAAACAUAAGUAAUGCAUUCUAAUCAUAAACAAUUUUUUAUUUUCAUAUCUCAGAGAUUUAAAAGACUGAGGCUGAGGGGGUUUCUGGCCUCAGUGAGUUGUAAUUGUGCUAUAAUGGUGCCAAAGCUGUAGAGGGCGCUCUCCAGCCUCACAGCAAGUCAGACAUGAGGGCAGCAAUUUACCAAUCCCAACCCAAUACUCAACCCUAACCCCAAACAACACACUUACUCAAAUACCGUGCAGUGUAGCAACAUAAUGUGUUUUCCCUUUGGAAAGUGCUUCGUAUAUGUAAGUAUACUAACUCCAAUAUCAGCCCCAACCCAACACCGUACACUAACUUCAGUAGUUGCAGUACAGUAACCUCAUGCAGGAUACUUACCCCAGCUUAGUAAACUAACCCCGAUAUAACACAGUACACCAACAUGUUUUAGUACACCAACACCAAUAUGCUGUAUACUUCCCCUAGUGCACAGUUCACAAAUGCAACACAUUUCAUUAACCCCAACAUGCCUCUCACUUGGGCUGUCAGAGCAAACCUCACUAUUCAGAUAUAUAAAUAUUUUUAAGAGAUUAAUAUAUUUUAAAUAUUUCCUUCUGUUGACCUUUCUUCAAUAUUUAUUUAGUUGGAAGGGUGUAAACAUGGAACAGUCCAGAAAGAGGCCUUUCCUAAGAGGAUCACAUGCACGCACACACACACACACACACACACACACACACACAGCUUGCACAUGAAAUACCCCACUACUCUCUCCCACUACCCAGACUGCACUGAGCGACUGUGUGUCCUGUAGAAAGCACUGACAGCACGAGUAUUUUCUGUUGGCUAUCGCCUGUCCAUGACCUGGUGAAAAUUGCCAACUGCUGUGUUAGUAGGCAGAGUCAGUGGACAGAGUAGCGUUCUAGAGUGAAACAAGUAGAAUGGCUUGUUGAUCGGAUCCACUGCAAGGCAGGUUUUAUAUGCUAUUUCCCAAAUGUUGCGGUUUAGACUUUGUGAGAGGUAAUAUCUAAAUAUCUGUUGAUCAUUUUUACCAUUUUUAUUGCAUUUACCAUGUUGUUCUCUGGGUUGUGAAACACAUGCCAUCCAUCUCAGGGCAGGUGUUUCUGUAAGAACAGGAAGUGGGAUGCUGUGUCUGACUGCUCUUCUUACACACACAGAUAAGCACCUCUGCCCAGUCACAGUGCUGCCUGUGAAGAACAGACUCCAGUAAUGGCCUCUCAUUAGCUGAGUGACCAUGGGUUACGCUAGUGAGGUGAUAUUGCUGCUCUAGAUGUGUGCGUGUGUGUCCAGCAGGAGGAAGAAGUGAUGGUGGACUUUUUAAACAAUAGAGCAUGGAUGAAUGAUGUGACAUAUAAGAGAGCAUGGAUGAAUGAUGAGAAAUGAAAGAGCACUGAUGAAUGGAUUGAGGGGGACAUACUUGAAGAGGGUGUAGCGCAGUGAGGCCUACGGCCCUGGCGGAUUCUGGUUCAGAACCCUCAGACACAGCUGGCAACACACAGGCCCCAAGGAGCAUCUCUGCCAAUAUUAGCACUGCCACCAGAGGAAUGUGUGUGUGUGUGGAACCAAAAUGAAUCUGUCAGGUGUAUGUGCAGUUGGGGGCUGCAGUGGCUUUGCGUGAAAAUUGUUUUGUCACAUCUAUCUGUGUGCGAUCUGGGUGGGAUUAGUCAGGUCUGGCUGCGCAAGCCCAGGCAGCAGUCAGAGGGUGAAUUUUGAUGUCCCCCCUCACGGACUUUGAUGUGCGUUCCUGCUAACCUCGUGAGGGCUUAGGGCUGUCCCAUUGUAAAAUUGUGGCUCGCUCGCACCCUCUCUGUGCCCUUUCCGUAAAUCGGCAUUUAUGCAGACUUUACUCAAGAGAAUUACCAACAAUUCAUAGGGUUGUGACGUGAAAGACAGGGUUACCUAAAGGGAAGCUGGAAGCUUGAGAAAACAUUGGUAAAUAACUGCCGUAAAUCGGAAACGGAAAUGUGUUUGCAACAUGUUUUUGCUGUUAUUGCAAUUUGCAAUUUAACAAUACGUUAACAGGUGCUGUCCCAUUCCUGAUAUUAGCAUUUUUAACCCUUACCCUAACCCUUUAACCCUCUCAAACUCAAACACUUCUCAACAUAUUUCCUUGAGGGUUCAGGGCUAAAACCUUUGGGGAGACUUCAAUAUUCAGCCCAAGAGUUUCACUGAUGGGAGGAACAUGACCAUGACAUGGCUCAGGUGUGUGUGAGCGCCUGUGUAGCGCCAAGUGUGUGUGAGCUCAGUAUAGUCUUGUAGGAGUGCAUUUACUGUAUUUGUGCACUCUUGCUGUGAUUUGUGUAAAUGGAUUUGAUGGAGCCAUUCUGACUUACCAUGGCUAUUAAUUGCUUACUUACUGACCAAGGUAACAUGGAGAGCGCCCCCUGGGGGGAGUAGAGGGCUCUUGCCCCACUACAGCAUUUAGGUUAAUCUGUCACUCUGUCCCACCCUUUCUGUUUAAUGAAUUUGCCAUAGGUCCCGUUUUAAGUGGUGGUGUGUGUUGGUCGCUGAGUGUGCUAUGUGUGGUGUGUGUUGGUCAUUGAGUGUGUUAAGUGUGGUGUGUGUUGGUCAUUGAGUGCGUUAAGUGUGGUGUGUUGGUUCAAGGAGUGUUUUAAGCAGCAGUGGGACCAAACUGUUGACGGGAUGGCUCCCCCUGCAGGUGACCCUGAGAAAUGAUGCUGUAUUUUCCCCCACAACCCUUUGUGAAAUGCUCAGGCCCAUGAGAAGGAGAGAAGAUUGACUGGCGAAACAAAUAAUUAUAUUAUAGAUAAGAGUACUUACACAGUCGUUCAACUUGAAAAUGUUAGGAUGUAGAUAGAGAUUAUUUUUUGUGUCUAAUGGUCUUUCCAGUGAUUGGUCUCUACUUCCUGUAUUCCUUGUGUACAGACCGCUGUGUUUAGCCUAGUGUUGACCUUUUCCCAGUGUUCCAACUCUCUUGGUAAAAUCCCUGUGCUGUGUGUGUGCUUUACCGAUGACAGACAAGUCCCGCCCACCCUCCCGCUAGUGAACUCCCAGAUGAUGUCAGCACAGAGGGCUGAGUCUCAGGUCCUGGCCUCCCCACUCACCAUCACCUUUGACCUCUGACCCCCUGACCCCAACGCUCCUUACUCUGUAUCUGUGUCUGUCUUUUAGCAGUUCAAACAGUGAUCCAUCUGCUUGGCUUUCUGUUAUGUUAUUCCUCAGUUCAUUAUCCGGAAGGUUAUUUUUUUGUUUCUUUCUUUCUUGAAUGGGGAAAAAAAGCGAUGAUCCUAAGCGAUGAUCUUAAAAAAAUCCUAACAUGAAAACUGUUCUAACUGUUUGGUAAAGUUUUUAGUGCUUCGUUUUUAUAACAUGUUACAAUGAUGAUUGUAGUGUACAAAUCCACAUUUAUAAUCUAUGUUACAAUGCAAUAAAGGUAGAGUAAUGACUAA